AAUGGACGAGGAUAACCCCACAGUCUCCAGGCUCUGCACAGUAUUCCAACAAAUGGACGAAACGGCCAUAGAAAGCUUUUUUGCCUUCCCACUAUUGCGCGCGGCGCUCCGAUGCGUCUAUCCGUUCUCAGACUUUUGCAGGAACAUGAGGGAAGUCUCAAACGAUGUGCUUAAAAUUUUGAACUGGCGAAGAAGUCCGAAGGCACCGCGAGAGAAAGAUGUGCUUCAGUACCUGAUCGACCUCCAAACGGCAAACGAAGGCGCCACAGAAAAAACGAGGAGAUACGCACGUGCCCUUAACGACAGCACCCUGUUGUCAAAUAUUAUCAUGUUGUUAGCCGUUGGCUUCGAUAGCACCUCUUCUUCGCUGGCUUUCGUGUUCUACUUGCUGGCAAAACACCCAGAAGAGCAAGAAAAAAUUCGCGCCGAGGUGGUGGCAAAAAUGGAAAGCUUAAAAGCUACAAAAACAGACCGCGUCAAUGACCAAAGUACUCCGUCAGAGCAACAGCCACCAGAGAAGCCAGAUAUAAUCAAAAUGCUUCACAAGAACAACGCUUCUCAGUUCUACGAAACGGACAAAAGCCACCAAAAGCCACAGGGGCAAAUGCAGUCUAACGCAAGUGAUGCAACGCGCCGGGACGACACAGUCACAGGAAAUGCAAACAUUGAAGAAACGCUCCAGGAGUGCACUCUCGAAGCAGACGACAUACUAACCCUCGAGCGUCUGGACAUGGUUGUACGCGAGGGACUACGCCUUUACCCCGCACUGCCGGUCAUGAUCUUGCGCGAGUGCUCCCAGGACACGACAGUCUUGGGUCAAUAUAUUCCCCGUGGGACAACGCUCGUCGCUCCCCCUUGGCACAUCCACAGAGAUCCGAAGAUAUGGAGUGAUCCGGACGAAUUUAUUCCUGACAGGUUCGCGAAGAGAGAGCAAAGCACCCUGUCUUCUACGUACUUUCCCUUCGGCCUCGGAUCACACAUUUGCUUGGGCCAAAGACUAGCUUUGCUGAUGAUGAAAACUGUUCUGUACAAAACGAUUUAUGCGUUUGAGCUGAGCUUGAGUGCAGAGGAGUCAGGCCCUAUGAAAGUGAAAGUACCGGGCCUCUUACUAAAUCCUGUUGACCCAUUGCGGCUUCAAUUUAAGCGUAGGUCAGGUGCACGCAAAAGUUGAUUUAAUUCGGAUAUGGCUCAUCUGUUUCUCAC
Messenger RNA from Dermacentor andersoni, 1203 nucleotides. Its product is annotated as cytochrome P450 3A4-like. Lineage: Eukaryota; Metazoa; Arthropoda; Arachnida; Ixodida; Ixodidae. The record is from RefSeq and is a predicted model, not a curated record. Gene Ontology annotation, molecular function: oxidoreductase activity, acting on paired donors, with incorporation or reduction of molecular oxygen; iron ion binding; monooxygenase activity.